AUGGCAAGCCAUGGCGUUCGUCGCUACAAGAUCACGGAGAAGACUCCAGAAGAAAAGGAGCGUGAGCUGAGGAAGAUCAAUGAAUACAAGUCCCUGGAACGCCAGGUCGCGGAAAAGGUUGGUCCAUGCCGCAUCGCUGCUUGCUGCGUGACCGCAAAAGAAUAUUCAGCCGAAACACUCCAGGAGAUUUCCGACUUGUUGAGUCGCAACCCUGAGUACUACACGGUCUGGAAUUAUCGGCGUCAAGUUCUUCAACACCGCUUUUCAAAGGAAGAGCUAUCGAGCAGCGAGAUCGCAGAGCUUAUUAGUGACGACUUGACGUUUCUCCUGCCUUUAUUGCGCAGCUUCCCUAAAUGCUACUGGAUCUGGAAUUACCGUGUAUGGCUUCUGGAUGAAGCAAGACGAUUGCUUCCCUUGGACAUGUCUCGCCAAUUUUGGCAGCAAGAGCUUGCUCUCGUCAGUAAGAUGUUGACUUUGGACAGUCGCAACUUUCAUGGCUGGGGCUAUCGGCGUUUAGUGGUCAGCACCUUGCAGCAGAUAGGGACUCCCACAGAAGCUGCCAGCCUGUCAAAGCAGGAGUUCGAAUACGCAAAGAAGAUGAUCGGAGCCAACCUGUCCAAUUUUUCCGCGUGGCACUAUCGCACAAAGCUCAUCCUUCAGCUGCUCGAAGAGCAGUCGGCCAGUGAUGAGGAGCGAAGAAGGAUGUUGAACGAUGAAUUGGAACUGAUCCAUCAAGCUUUGAUCGACCCUUACGACCAAUCUCUAUGGUUCUAUCACCAGAACUUAAUGUGCGUGUUUGAUCCAACGCUUGCGCCUCGGACGAUGGCGCCGAACCUCAGCGUCUCAGAGCGCGUUGAAUAUCUUCGUAAUGAGAUUGUCUACAUUGAGGAGAUGCUUGAUGGAGCUGAGGACUGCAAGUAUAUCUACCAAGCCUUGAUCGAGUGUAUGCUCUCGAUUGCAAAGGUGGUCGGACAGCUUUCCACAGAAGACCGAUCACAAAUAUUGAGCUGGCUCUCGGAAGUAAAGCAGCUUGACCCAUUGCGGAAGAAUCGUUGGUUGGACUUUGAGAAAACCCUUGCAACAUUAUGA
This is a messenger RNA of Penicillium diatomitis, 1089 nucleotides long. RefSeq names its product Rab geranylgeranyltransferase BET4. The record is from RefSeq and is a predicted model, not a curated record. Gene Ontology annotation, biological process: protein geranylgeranylation. Bases 1 to 1089 code for a protein of 362 amino acids. Gene Ontology annotation, molecular function: Rab geranylgeranyltransferase activity. Gene Ontology annotation, cellular component: cytoplasm; Rab-protein geranylgeranyltransferase complex. Lineage: Eukaryota; Fungi; Ascomycota; Eurotiomycetes; Eurotiales; Aspergillaceae. The transcript is spliced from 4 exons.